AUGGUCCUCGAGGUAUCCAGCGUCAAUUUUCGAGAAGCGCCUUCAUCCAUUUCCUUUUCUGGAUCUGGUUUUCUGGCCACCUACCAGUUGGGGGUUGCCCAGUGCUUUCUCCAUAAUGCACCAUGGAUACUACGCAAGGCACCGUGUAUCCUCGGUGCAUCAGCGGGCUCUUUGGUAGCUGCUGCCGUUGUCUGUGAAAUCAACCUGAUUACGAUGAGAAAUGAGAUGCUGCACUUUGCAAAAGCAAUGAAGGACUUUACACUUGGACCGUUCAACCCCUCUGUUGAUGUUUUGUGCUGGUUAAAGUAUGUUUUGCAUAAAUAUCUUCCCACUGAUGCACAUCUCCUUGCAAAUGGCCGCCUCACUGUGGGUGUGACCCGCCUGGAUAAUGGCGAGUACACCGUUAUAACAGAGUACCAUUCCAAAGAUGAUGUUGUACAGACUCUCCUUUGUAGCUGCUUUGUCCCAGGAUAUUGCGGCAUGCAGCCUCCCUCCCUGAAUGGAGUACAUUAUAUGGAUGGAGGUUUCAGCAAGAUCCAGCCAGUUCUGGCACCACCUAGCCGUACUUUAACAGUGUCUCCAUUCUCUGGAGAGACUGACAUUUGUCCCCCAGACCAACCCUGCAUGUUGGACAUGGUGGUGACUGGGCUCACCUUAAAGGGCAAUUUGGCUAACGGCUUAAGAUUCUGGAACGCACUCUACCCCAUAAAGCCAGAGACGGUGGAGCAAGCCUAUCACAGUGGCUACAAAGAUGCCAUUCAUUUUCUUCUGGGCAAUGAGCUUGUGUCAAACAUAAAAAGGAUCGCAAUUUCUCAAGAACUAGACAGCUACUUUCACACAAAAACGCAAAAAUUUGGAGAGACCACUCCAGAGGAAGAAGAGGAUGAUGAAAUGGAGACAACAGCAUUGUCCUUUCUCCAAAAUAAUGAAAGCAAGCGGUCCAACACUUCUGCUGAACUUCAAUCCACAACUGGAAAACUAAGAGUGACAGAACGUCCUAACUCUUUGGACAAUGCAAAGAAUGGUAUCCACUCAUUUGAAGUUACACUUAGCUGA
Messenger RNA from Syngnathoides biaculeatus (alligator pipefish), 1056 nucleotides. RefSeq names its product patatin-like phospholipase domain containing 1 (gene pnpla1). Bases 1 to 1056 code for a protein of 351 amino acids. Gene Ontology annotation, molecular function: triacylglycerol lipase activity. The record is from RefSeq and is a predicted model, not a curated record. Gene Ontology annotation, biological process: lipid homeostasis; triglyceride catabolic process. NCBI's taxonomy places the organism in Eukaryota, Metazoa, Chordata, Actinopteri, Syngnathiformes, Syngnathidae. The transcript has 6 exons. Gene Ontology annotation, cellular component: membrane; lipid droplet; cytoplasm.